CUAUACAUUGAUUUUUUGGUUUAGUCGGUCACAAGAUGCCCCUCCUCGACCACUUUUGUUUCUGCUGCUCCGUACGGCUUGGAACAAUUUUUACCGGGUUCUACGCAUCCCUCUCUUCGGCUAUUUGUCUGUAUUAUCUGGGAAUUUUGGAUGAAGACUCUGUGGAUGAGUAUCUGGAGGAGUACGAUGUGCUGGAACAAGUUCAGGACAAUUUUCUCAUUCACCGCAUUGUUUCCAUUGCCCAGGAGUAUCUAACUUUGUUCCUGGAGACGUGCAUUAUCCUCAUUUCUCUUCAUCUCAUUACGUGUGUCCUCUUGAUUGUUGGAGCCAUCCGGCUCUACAGAUACUUCCUCAUUCCAUUUAUGAUUCUCAAUAUGGGCAAGAUUAUCUUCUUCCUUGGACUCCAUGUGAUCGCUAUGAUGGCCCUGAAGAAGCAACUUCCCCUUGGAGAACUCAUCGCCACCACUUGUGCAGGAGGAUUCUACAUCUUGUUCCUCCUCUAUAUGUGGUCAACAUCGGUGGCUCUCUAUCAGCAAAUUAAUCUCAUUCAUUCAGAAAAGUAUCGACGCCUCUAUGGGGAACUCCACGAGAACAAUUCUCUCAACUCUCAGAGGAACUUCCUGCAAGUUCGUCCGAUGGAAUUUCCUGACAAAAGAGGCAAAAAGGAACGAUUCCGGACACUUGAGAAUGACUCAAAUAUGCUCUAUCGGGAUUUCAUGUCUAUUUAUUCUAGAAAGAGAUAUUAAAUUCACAAUUUAUCUCACAGA
This is a messenger RNA of Lutzomyia longipalpis, 767 nucleotides long. RefSeq lists its product as uncharacterized. Lineage: Eukaryota; Metazoa; Arthropoda; Insecta; Diptera; Psychodidae. The coding region runs from base 36 to 746 and encodes 236 amino acids. The record is from RefSeq and is a predicted model, not a curated record. The transcript has 3 exons.